AGUAGAAAAAAAGACACAGGUGCGAGUGUGUUUGUGUGUGCGUGUAGUUGCUGAUCAAUUCUCAUGUGCGCUGAGCACACGGUGCAAACACCAUAAUUAAUUAAUUAUAAGAACAACAAAACGCUAUCAGCAUCGUCGUCAGCAAGAAUAAUAGACACAGCUGCAGAGCCAACCAGCUGAAACGAGCUUUCACAUUGACACGAGAGCAGCUCAAAGCGAGAGCUAAUCAAAAGGAAUCAAACAUUUCCAGACUUCGCUCUCUUCGGCUGCUGAACACACUCUCUUAAGCGCUGUCAGGCGGCUCAGAAGUGUUUGUUGUUUAGCUUUCGAUAAAAACUGUUUUAAUUUCCAAAAUAUUCGUUUUAUAUACACGUACACGCGUAUGUGUGUGUGAUGCGUGCAUAGGCCGAUCAACACAUGCACAUAUCAAAUGAGAAACAGAGAUAGCGUAACAGAGAGAGAGUGCCGCUAGCAACGAACCAAAAUAACUGCACAUGCGUUCCGACUACGACGAGGUGCCGCUUAAACCGCCGCGUCGCCAAAAGCUUCAGCUGCCGCUGCAAGAGCAACAACAGGAUAAAGAGCGAGGGCGUGAGCGUGAGCGAAGGCGUUCGCGUGAUCCGGUGCAGCGUGCAGAGAGCGAACAGCUGCUGCCUCUCCAUUUGAAAAGCAUGUACUCAAACCUACGCUAUGCUCGCACAAAUCUCAGCCACAGCAGUCUGCUGCUCAACCACCAGCAGAGCUCGUUUGAUGGCAGCGUACCGACAUCGACUGAGCGCACUGAGAGCAGCGAGACGCUAGACACACCGUUAACCCAGGAAGCAGAGAGAGAGAAUGGCACACAGCCGCUGGCAUUGCCAUUGGCCGCAUCUGGUCGCUGCCCAAUGCCCGCUGCAACGGCGAACAGACGCUUUGCGCUGGCCAGUGCGCUGCAUGCAACGGCCAGGCUGGCGGCCAGUGUGGAUGCUUACACGGCGGCUGCAACGGCGACCGCUGCUACCAGCCACCACUGCCAUGGCGACUACAGCAUGUGCGACUCGUGUCGACCGCUCAGACUGAGCAACCAGCAUCAGCAGCAGCAGCAACAGCAACAACAUCAGCAGCAUCAGCAGCAGCAGCAGGCGCAGCAGACGCAGAGCGUCAACAAUCUCAGUCGUUACACCCACUCGGGGCCGAGCAGCUACCUUGAUUCGACGCGUUAUCUCAACUACAGCAAUUUGCAUUCGAAUUCGCCGCACGCGAGCUCGCGUCGCUUCAACGCGCAGCUAUCGUCCCAACCUUCGCCUCCGCCUCCGCUGCCGCAUUUUGCAGGGCCAGCCUCUUCCAUACCACGGCGAAUUGGACGCAACAGCAUGUCGCAGUCCGGCGAAGAUCUUCACUCGCCCACCUACCUCUCCUGGCGCAAGCUCCAGCUCAGCCGAGCCAAGCUGAAGGCCUCCAGCAAGACGUCCGCCCUGUUAUCCGGCUUCGCAAUGGUGGCCAUGGUGGAGGUGCAGCUGGACAAGGAUACGGACGUACCGCCCGGCAUGCUGGUGGCCUUCGCCAUCUGCACCACCUUGCUGGUGGCCGUUCACAUGCUGGCCCUGAUGAUCAGCACCUGCAUUCUGCCCAACAUCGAGACGGUCUGCAAUCUGCACAGCAUCGCCUUGGUGCACGAGUCGCCGCACGAGCGUCUCCAUUGGUACAUCGAGACGGCCUGGGCAUUCUCAACAGUGCUGGGCCUGAUACUCUUUCUCGUCGAGAUCGCGAUACUCUGCUGGGUGAAGUUCUAUGAUCUGAGCACAACGGCCGCCUGGUCAGCUGUGGUCGUCCUUAUACCCGUGAUGAUCAUCUUUCUGGCCUUUGCCGUGCACUUCUAUCGAUCGCUGGUGACGCACAAGUACGAGGUGACCGUGUCGGGCAUACGGGAGCUGGAGCUGCUCAAGGAGCAAAUGGAGCAGGAUCAUCUCGAGGUGAACAACGCCCGCAACAAUGGCUUCAACUACGGCGCCUCCGGCGACAUUGUUUAGCAGCAGGCCAAACCAAUCAAAAAUGCUUCCCCUCAACAAAAAAAGAAAAAGAAAAAUGAUAACAAAAAACUUUUGUAAAAGCUAAAAGACAUAUUUUUGCCCCCUUUCGGUCGGAAAGGAGGAAGCAGAGGAAAUACUUUAGACUACAUCAAUUGUUCAGAAUUGUGAAUUUGUAGCUAAUGCAAAUUGUGAUACGCAUAAGGCAAUAUUAUAUUUUAUUUUAUUUUUUCUACUUUACAUACGUUACAUACAUACAUGUAGAUAUAUAUAUAUAUAUAGAAAGUAUUUGUACGAUCCGCGCAUGGGAUCCAGUCUAUAUAUAAGCCUCUAUUGGCAGGCCUAUGUCUAAGCGCUAGCUCGCUCCUAAUUUAUACACAUAACAUUUACUUAAUUAAAGGUCUUCUUUUUCUAGACAACAGACAAGAAACCCCAACUAAACAAAAACCAACAACUAAA
This is a messenger RNA of Drosophila montana, 2465 nucleotides long. RefSeq names its product orai (gene Orai). Gene Ontology annotation, biological process: store-operated calcium entry. NCBI's taxonomy places the organism in Eukaryota, Metazoa, Arthropoda, Insecta, Diptera, Drosophilidae. The coding region runs from base 495 to 2009 and encodes 504 amino acids. Gene Ontology annotation, cellular component: membrane. The record is from RefSeq and is a predicted model, not a curated record. The transcript has 3 exons. Gene Ontology annotation, molecular function: store-operated calcium channel activity.